AUGAAUAAUAAUUCAUUACGUCGAGAGAAAUACGACGACAAUUCAGUCGAAAGCAAACGGCUCCAGCCACCGGAUGUAGCUAUACGAAGUAACCAAAAAAUAUUACGACCAAUUUCAUUAUUAAAAAUAGUUUUCGAUGGUCUUGCACUUAUAAUCGUACUUGCUGCAUGGUUAAUAUUUAAAUAUUUUGUUAAACCAGUUCGACGAGCAUUUUUAUGUUCGGAUUUAAAUUUAUAUCAUCCACCACCAGAAAAAAAAGUUUUUCCAACUUGGCUUUUAUUUAUUUGUGCUAUUAUAAUACCAUUAGUGAUUAUACUUCUAUCGGAAAGUAUUCGUUGGUUUUAUUUACAUCGUAGAAAGGCGGCUAAAGUCGUUUAUGAACUUCAAAUUCGUUCAAAAGUUUUUAAGAUUCCUGAAUGGGUGGGAAAUCUUUAUAUUAUUGUUGGUGUUUUUCUUUUUGCUAAUUGUGCUAAUUCAUUGUUAACUAAUAUUGGCAAAGUAGCUGUUGGUCGAUUACGACCACAUUUUAUUCCAUCAUGUUUUAACAAAUUCUCUUAUACAGAAUUUUGUCGUUAUCCAAAUGAAUGGAUGGUUAAUUAUGUAUGUUUAGGAGAAGCAAGUGAUAUUAUUAAAGAAAAAGAUGGUUCUUAUGAUAUUCGUCAAUCAUUUCCAUCUGGCCAUGCAUCAUCAGCUUUUUGUGGUUUAAUCUUUUUGGCUCUUUAUGUUCAUAAAGUCUGGAAUUAUCGUAAUUUUGGUCUAUUUCCAUAUCUUAUGAAAAUGGGUUGUUUUGCUUUAGCUGCCUAUAUUGGUAUUACACGUAUUACAGACAAUCGUCAUCAUGCUACAGAUGUUCUUAGUGGUGCAAUUCUAGGAACAGUUGUUGCGUUUAUUGGUUUUCGCUAUAUGGUCAAUUCAUUUAAACAAUCAGUUUUAAGAGAUCUUGGUAGUGAAUCAUCAACAUAUUGA
This is a messenger RNA of Rotaria sordida, 966 nucleotides long. NCBI's taxonomy places the organism in Eukaryota, Metazoa, Rotifera, Eurotatoria, Philodinida, Philodinidae. The record is from the annotation of a GenBank genome assembly.